AUGGCCAAGGUGCCAGAGGUGGCUGAGGCCUUCCGGGGAUUCGCGCACCGGGCGCUGUGCCAGGAGUCCAUCAUGUUUCUGGAGGAAGUCACCAAGUACGAAAGCGGGGACUACAGCAUUGCGAAGCCCAUAGCCAGCCAGUUCGCGGCGUUCAACGCGAUAGUCAAGCGCUUUGUAGUCGACGGGGCGCUGGAUGAGAUCAACAUCGGCGGUACGGACAAGGAGCGCAUCCUGAAAAUUUUCCAGUCCGGUUCCACCGCGUUUUUCGAAAUGAACGAAGCGGGGCGAAGGCUGGUGCUGAACAAGGCAUACAUCGAGAUCAGGGACAUGCUGGAGACGAAUCUCUUGCAUCGGUUUCUUCACACGGAAGCAUUUAGAACGCUCUUAGCGGGGGCCGACCCUAAUCCCGGACCCUUUCCCGCGCGCGGCGGGCCCUAACACCAGCGGGAACAUGCUGGCGUCGGAACCGGAACGGCCGAUUCUUGUGAAGAUGACAUCAACCACAGCGACAACAGCACCGACAGCGACCUCCACACCAUGGGCACGGGUGCGGGGGAGGGCUGUUGUAUUUCGUGCUUCCGCAUUUUUAAUUGUUAGGCCGACCUAGGAGGGAGUGUUCGAUUGGUUCGGUAUUGCCCUCGAAGGCUUUCUCGCGUGCGACGGGUGGUUUGGAAGGAACCUUCCCACUUACUGUUGUCUCCGGCCGACCUCGUUGUGGCACCCAGGUUGUUUGCUGGGCCGUCCCGAAUUCUGUGCGGGGUGGAGUUUGCUCUGUUCUUGAGCCGGCAAGUUUGUACACAGUGUAUGAAGACAUUAGCACGACAAUGAAUGUUGGGAUUUUGCGUGGGUACCUUAUUGUUACUGUAGUCGUCUGCCGGGGGGCGGAGCUUGAUACUCGUUCAUGUAUUAUUGUAGAAUUCCAGAAGUGGGGCUAUGGCGGGGUGUGUCUGUCUUUUUAUCCUUAGCAUAUUUUUAGUAUCGACCGCGCUCUGUGUAUAGGGAUGGGGGAGACGACCCAGGACACUCUCACUGGUUUUCCGGGGUCUCGUUGGAGAUACGAAGAGAGCGGCGGCUGAGAUUAUCACGCUGUACCGCCCGCGAGCUCUGCUGUUUGUUAGAGGCUGAGGUUUUUUUAGGCACGCUCACUUGUUUCCAGGAGCUAGUUGGAAAAUCGCACAGCAAUCAAGCGGCUAUGACCGACGUUGCUACGCUGCACCGACCGCGCCUGUCAUUUUACUGUUUACGGCGCUACGGCCAUGUGGCAGGCAGCUCAUGAUCUAUUCCCGUUUGUUGCAGAAGUGUGUUCCAAACCGAUACUCCAAACCGAUACUCAAACGAGAGGAGUGCACCCAACGUGACUGGUGCGUUCAUGACAAGGCGCAUCGACAUCAAAGGUUGAGCUUUCUCUCGUAGCAGUUAUCAUGGGGAGAACUUCCUUUUUCUCCGUUCAAGCCUGCCGAGAAUCUCCCUUCGCGAAUAAAUGGUAAGAAGCAGUGGACGUGGGGGGUGUCCGAUUCUCGCCAAGAAAUUAAACAAGCUUCCUCGCGCUGGUAGUGGCUAGUAGCCUUCGCGGGUCUUAAUUGACAAGCAACAGUUUGGAUAAGAUAUGGGAUCGGUGGAAUUGCGGGAGAUGCGGUUAGGGCUUGGGUUUACAUAACCCCUGCCUCUCUAUUUUACACUUCGAAGUAGAUGAGUUAUAUUUCUUCGCGAAAACAGGCCAUGUUGGCUGUUGUGUCGGCGCGCAGAUUGGAUUCAGUUUCGAAUGGGAGUUGCAGGUCUGAUUUAUCUCCCGCUCUUGCGUGAGCGGGGUUAAUUGGUGUCGGAACUCAUCCAUUUUUUUGGUGCUGCGCUCGUGCAUGUGACUAGAGUAGAGUUGUUUUUCCCGUUUUUGCGUUACACCCCGCCGGUCUCAUUGUAACUUGAAUGAGACAUUGACCAAGACGUUUUUGUCAGGAAAACCCGAGA
Messenger RNA from Ectocarpus sp. CCAP 1310/34, 1965 nucleotides. The record is from the annotation of a GenBank genome assembly. NCBI's taxonomy places the organism in Eukaryota, Phaeophyceae, Ectocarpales, Ectocarpaceae.